GUCUCGGACAGGGCUUCCCUGUAUGCCAGUCGCACUUUGGCUGAUCUGAAGACUGAAUGUGUGAAGCGGUCCUUGAGAUCUAGUGGCUCCCAGUCUGAGCUUGUCGAACGUCUCUCCAACCAUGAUUUCCUUCAAUCCCGUGCCUUCAGCAUCGCUAUGAAGAGGAUCAACGGCAGCUCUAGCGCUGAAAAGAACCAUGGCCGCCAAUUCAACACUUCCCGUUCUAGCAAGGCCGUCGGUGACUCAUCUACCGUUGACUUCGCUUACAUGCCUUCUAUGGCAGAGAUCGAUGCACCUGCUGCUCGUGCCGAUCCGCAAAUCCCGAUCCUUUCCGACAUCUAUACCCACUAUGACCCGACCCAGUCGCAAGAGGCCCCCAUGAGGCCCCAGGUUUAUACCGUGUCCGGGGGUGCUGGUGACAUCUCCGCAAGUCCCAUGACCGAGGUUGUUGACAACCACUCCGUGGACAUUGAUCCCUUCUCCCUAACCGAGACGGUUGGGAAGUCCAGAUUCGGCGAGGAGCUGAAGAAGCAACAGAACGGUACCUCCGAACCAGGUGUCGUCCGGGAACUGUGGAGUGGUUUCUUGGAAGAUCUUUUAGGUUCCAAACAGCAGCAAGCUCAGAAACAUUGAUGCUGCUUUCAUGUUUGAUUAUAUCUUCUGUCUCGUUUCUAGCGAUGUGUGAUGGUUACUCUUUCAAGGGCCCUUAUUGCUGUCCUUUUGCCAAUGUCUUUCGGGAUUGAAACAUAGUUAUGGUUCUCUGUCUAAGGAUCCUAUCAAAUCCAUUCUGGUUCUUCCAUGAAUACACACUACAGUCU
This is a messenger RNA of Aspergillus eucalypticola CBS 122712, 818 nucleotides long. RefSeq lists its product as uncharacterized. Lineage: Eukaryota; Fungi; Ascomycota; Eurotiomycetes; Eurotiales; Aspergillaceae. The record is from RefSeq and is a predicted model, not a curated record. Bases 157 to 633 code for a protein of 158 amino acids. The transcript has 3 exons.